AUGGCAGAAGGAUUCAUUCAACCUAUGGGUGAAAGAAGAAUGGAAGACAUUGGUAAGCAGUAUUUUAAGGAUCUGGUGUGGAGGUCCUUUUUUUACCCUGAUCCAAUAGACAAGAAGAUAUACAAAAUGCAUGAUCUCUUUCACAAAAUAACUCAAUUCAUUUCUACAGACGUAUGUUUGCAGAUGGAUAAUGAAAGACCAUCUUGCUACCCAUCACUUAUAAACAUUCGUCAUUUGUCGUUCUGCUGCAGCAAUUCUUUGUCCGUUGAACUGAAGGAAUUUCCUAAGUGCAAAAGAUUACGGACCUUCCUUUUGACAUAUAACAACGGUGCAGAUGUUGGUCAAGGAACAAUUUACCUCUUUCAGAAAUUCAGUAUGCUAAGAGUAUUGGAUUUGAGUCAAGGGGGCAUUACUGAGCUUCCAGAUUUAGUUGGUUGUUUAAAGCACCUCCGUUACCUAAAUCUAUCUGGUAACCCUAUCAAAUUUGUUCCAAAUUCAAUAGGUAAACUCCCUUAUUUACAGACACUUAAGCUGAUUAAUUGCAGAGAGCUUCUUGGUUUCCCGAGGAACUUGAGGAAUUUGGAUAACCUUCGGCAUCUUCAGUUUGAUAAGAAUAGGAGAAUGACACACAUGCCACCAGGGUUUGGAGAACUAAAAAUUCUUCAAACCCUGUCUGCAUUUGUUGUUGGUCAAGGUGAAGGUUAUACUAUCAUGGAACUGAAGAAAAUGGCAUUUCUUAGGGGAUCGCUCCAUCUCUUGAGACUUGAAAAUGUAAAAGAUGAAAUUGAGGCAGCAGAGGCCAAGUUAGACAUGAAGCCGUGGCUCGAGGAACUUGAGUUGGAAUGGACCACUCCUAGAAAUAAGCAUGAUGUUGAAAUAGUCCUUAGUCACAUUCAGUUUCAUGGAAAUCUGAAAAAAUUGGUGAUAACAAACUAUUGCGGUGUGGCUUUUCCUCCACGUUGGUUAAAUGAUUCAGCUCGCUCUCAACUCAGAACUAUUCACCUGCAGAGUUGUCAAGAAUGCUCGUUGCUCCCAGUUCUUGGAAAUCUCCCGUUCCUUGAAUCUCUCCGCAUUGAACAUAUGCCUGCACUGAAACGCGUUCACUUUGAAUUUUUUGUGGGAUUUCCGUCAUUGAAGUCACUUGAAUUCAGGAACAUGCUGGAGCUGAAAGAAUGGGAGGGUUUAAGAGAUGGAGAUAUGUCUUCCCUUCAUGUUCUCAUAUGCAAAGAUUGUCCCAGCCUAAUAAGUUUACCUUCUCUUCACAUCCUUAGUUUUCUCACCAUAUUAAAGAUCAAACGCUGCUCAACACUUCAGUCAUUGCCUGAAAGGAUGCCUAUUACUCUCAAGAAGCUUGACGUAAGAGGAAGUACGACUGUUGAGGAACGAUGUGAAGAAGGUGGAGAGGAUUGGUUAAAGUUAAGAUCAAUACCAGCACUCAAGAUUGUUAGUGACAGAAGCAGUAUGAAUGAACCGACCCCAAUGGAGCUUUGA
Lycium barbarum (goji berry) is the source of this 1491-nucleotide messenger RNA. RefSeq names its product putative disease resistance protein At3g14460. The record is from RefSeq and is a predicted model, not a curated record. NCBI's taxonomy places the organism in Eukaryota, Viridiplantae, Streptophyta, Magnoliopsida, Solanales, Solanaceae. The transcript has a single exon. Gene Ontology annotation, molecular function: protein binding. Bases 1 to 1491 code for a protein of 496 amino acids.